CGCCCGCGCGAGGGGGGCAGCCGCCCCAGACAGGUGAUGGGCGUUUCGGCUGCGCUCCGGAUCGACUCCUUGGGUUUCACUUUGGUCUGAUCUAAGCAAAUAUGCAGAAGUACCGGCUGGUCUAGUCCUAAGAGCCAAGAGGAGCGAGCGAGAGCGGCAGAAGGGGAGAGCAGCCACGCUCCCGUAGCGAGGGGAACGUACAAACAGCGGCCGCGCCGUCAUUAAGCCACCGCCGCCCCGGGCAGCCCCGACCCACCCUGGAUGCGGAGGACCCCCGAGCCACCCCGCUGCCUUUCCCCUGAGGGAUGGUACUGAAUUCCUGCGCGGCAGGAGCCGGCCUGCAGCCCCUCUCCAUCAGCGUUGCCUUCCCUCCGUGUCUAAAGUGCACUAGACCGCGAUGAGGACCUGGGCUUGCGUUUUGCUGAUAGGUUUUGGCUACCUGUCCUUUACCUUCUCCGAGGAGGCCGAGAUCCCGCAGGAGCUCAUCGAGCGGCUGGCGCACAGCGAGAUCCACAGCAUCCGCGACUUGCAGCGCCUCCUGGAGAUUGACUCCGUAGGAUAUGAUGAUGUUUCAGAAACAAACCUGAGGUCUUACAGUGUUCAUUCUGCUAAACAUGUGCAAGAGAACCGUCCUGUGCCCAUUCGCAGAAAAAGAAGCAUUGAGGAGGCCAUCCCGGCGGUGUGCAAGACGCGGACGGUGAUCUACGAGAUCCCUCGGAGCCAGAUCGACCCCACCUCGGCCAACUUCCUGAUAUGGCCGCCCUGCGUGGAGGUGAAGCGCUGCACCGGCUGCUGCAACACCAGCAGCGUCAAGUGCCAGCCCUCCCGGAUACACCACAGGAGUGUCAAGGUGGCAAAAGUGGAGUAUGUUAGAAAAAAGCCAAAAUUAAAAGAAGUUCUGGUGAGAUUAGAAGAGCAUAUGGAAUGCACCUGUACAUCAUCAAAUACUAAUUCAGAUUAUAGAGAAGAAGAAACUGGCGAGACCGAGGCAUGGAGAAAAGCCUGUGCAAGGUCAUACAGCAAGGCUGUGGCAGAACCAGGGAGAGGACUCAGAUCUGAGUGCUCAUCCAGUGCCCUAAAUCACACGACCAUCUUCCCUUUCCAAGAAUGAAUCCUUGCACCCUUAGAGCUAAAUACUGAAAAGAUUGAGGCUGCAUUUUUGAGAGGAGAGAGAGAGAGAUGGCUAGGCUUGCAGUAACAUGUUGUGCCGUCAUAAAUGCUACAGCCACCAUCUGUUUCCAGCCCACGACUUGAAAGAAAACUGAGCAGUAAUCUCAUAAUUCACAUGAGCGUUUUACACUUGUGAACCUUUCCCAACCUUUGUCUAAUAAUGAGGGGAGUGCAUGGUGCUAAGUUUUGUAUUUUUCCUGUACGUAUUAAUGUUUAUUUGUAUGUCUUUUCCUGUUUGGUUGUUUUGUGAGUUUUUUUUUCCAUUAAAAAAAAAAAAAAAGAAAUUCACUGGGAGAAAAAUCAGACCAGUUCCACGGUCAAAAGAAAUGUAAUAAAGGCAAAAUCCCAAUUCCACUGAUCUUGCUGGCAAAAUUCUCCAGGAGGAGGUACAUUUUACAUUCCUCAGUGUGUCUGUUUUAGUUACUUGUUGAUUAAAAGAGAGACAUGAGAAAGUGAAGAGGCAGGUUGCUGAACUGCCCUUUCCCUGCAGAAACAGAGCUGCUACAAGAGCUGGACGUGCACAUUUAAAACUGAACCAUCAGAGAGGAUGGUAAUGGUAGGCUGGCUUUUAAUGAAAACAGAUUCUUCUGCUAAUCUUUGCUCGGGGCUGGCCCUCUGCAGGAUUAAGGAUCCCACCUGCUGUGCCAAAGACAUGCUCAGGUUCGGGGCUGCUGGUGGGUGGGAAGAGCACAAACAUCUGAGUGAGUGAUCCCAGUGUGUCCUGGUACAGAGCCCUCAGGGAAGCCAAAGAGUUGAGAUCAUUUAGUUGAUGGAAAUACUGCUCCCCUCCAGCCUGCAAAGGGCUGAGCAUCAUUAAGGAUUUCUUUCUGGCUGCUCUUCGAAACCAAGGGCUGCUGUGUCUCCGGGCCUCCUCUCACCUUUGGACCCAAUUUGCACACCUCCUCCUACCACAGCUGAAUGAACUCCUGCUCUCCUCUGGCCUUAGGAACAAUGGCUUUCAUCAUCCCUACCAGACUGCAGAGCAGUUUAAGGAUGAAAGGGCUUCUCAUUUCAUAUAACCCACUGCUGCUAGAGCUAUAAAUCAUCGAUGGACUGAAUUUAUAGCCAACUGCUACUGCAAGCAAGUGAAAUUUAUUUUGUGUUGUCAUAUGUGUGGUCAAACUUUCCAAGAAGCUGCCAAACAAAGAACUGAGCUGCUGCUGAGAAACCCACUCAAUCUAUUCUCAUUUUAUUUAAAAAUAAUAAAUAACUGUCAAUCAGAGGAAUUUAUUUUGACAUGUGCUACCUGCUGGGUGAUCUGCAGUGUCUCCGGGAUGUGUCUGUAAGUGAAAGAAAGCUGCUAGCUGUUGCCAGGUCUAGCACAUAUGACAUGAAGUUCCACCAAGGAAAGGUUUGUGAGCUCACUAGGGUUGGGGACAGAUUGAGGGCCACCUCCUUUUUUAGCAUUACUUGCUCUUCUGAGAGUGUUUGGUUUGGUAUCAACAGUGCCCAGGGGUCACAGUGACUUUCUGCUUGAAUCAGUGACAAAUCUCCAUUGACCUGUACAGAGCAGUGGCCCUGCUUCUGUCUCUCAGUUUGCUGACAGGUGGAUUCUUGGUGGGUCCCUGGGGUCUGGAAAGCUGGCCUGUGCCUAUUUUGGUGCCUUGUGAUGGCGACGAGCUAAAAAUGAGAGAGUAGAAACUCUUCAAGCUGCUGGGGUCUGAAUCACGUAUUUCUGUACGAUUUACUGACAGAGCCAACAAGCCUGAAAGCUUAUUUUUGUAUUUUACCCAGGCUCACUAAUUAGCUGGGGGUGUUGGGAGCUGUCAUAUUGAGCAGCCUUUCCCUGCUCACUCCUGUUGUCCUGCUGGAUUCAAUCCCUGCAGCCUCCCACCCCCUUGUCUGUAGUUUAUGGCCACAUCUGGAGUGUCUCCCUGCACACGUGCUGGUAGGAGCCUCCUCCCUGCUGGCACACACGUCAUGGCUUUUGGGGUCCCUGGAGUUACAGUCAUCCUUCCCAACACUUGUUUUUCCAUGAGGGGGAAAGAGAGAAGGGCAGUGGCAGGGAAGGCCUCUGACACGAAAUUCCCAGGAACAGGAUUUGCACAUUUUAUGACCGUUCAGAUGGAAAUGCAAUGGUGCUGAAUUAUUCCUCCUUAAUCCUGCUUUCUCACUUUCCUCCCAGCAGCCUCUUCCCCUGCAGUUUAGGUAAUACAGAAGCUUAUAAACAAAUCCCACCGCGUGAAAAAUAGCAAAGGGGGAGAAAAAAAAAGAGACCUGGGUUAGGGCUGUGAUGGAUAGACAGGUGGAAGGCAGGCACCAGAAGGGAGGAUGAAUGGUAAAAGCCUUUGAUGGAAACACUAAAGAGCUAUUGAAAAUCCAAGGGGUGGGGGGAGGGAGGAGAAAGAAUAGCAGGAGGAGGGAAAGCAAGGGAGUCGUGCCCCCGUCCCCCCGCCCUCUUUCUCAGGAUGUUGAAAGUACUUGUCCUUCGUUACAAAAUGAUUGAACUGCCGCCAGGCCAGGCCACCCUUCCAGCCAUUGCACUGGGAAACUGGCACUUCUGAAAGCCUCGUUGCCUCUCAAAUUUUAUAGCUUUCCCUUUUUGUGGGAGUUUUUGUGUUGUGCUAUUUGCAGGAUUGUUUUCAGAUUUGCCGAUUAUCUAAGAAACUAUGUUUUGUUUUUGUUGCUCUGACAAACACAGAAUCCAGGUAAUGAAAAGAAAAUUAAAAAAUAAAGGCACAUUUUUAUCAGAAAA
Pseudopodoces humilis (Tibetan ground-tit) is the source of this 3865-nucleotide messenger RNA. RefSeq names its product platelet derived growth factor subunit A (gene PDGFA). Gene Ontology annotation, biological process: positive regulation of cell population proliferation; positive regulation of phosphatidylinositol 3-kinase/protein kinase B signal transduction; positive regulation of cell migration. Gene Ontology annotation, cellular component: membrane. The record is from RefSeq and is a predicted model, not a curated record. Lineage: Eukaryota; Metazoa; Chordata; Aves; Passeriformes; Paridae. Gene Ontology annotation, molecular function: platelet-derived growth factor receptor binding; growth factor activity.